Molecule: messenger RNA, 897 nt
Organism: Sinocyclocheilus grahami
Lineage: Eukaryota; Metazoa; Chordata; Actinopteri; Cypriniformes; Cyprinidae
Product: transcription factor PU.1-like
Exons: 5
Coding region: 304-897 (197 amino acids)
Source: RefSeq, a predicted model, not a curated record
GCGAAUACACACACACUUACUCACACACCCCAAAAAUAAAGAAGUAACAAACAGAAACUCUGUCCCUUUUCUACGGCCACUGCCAGGGUGGGUUGCCCUCUGCAGUGUAUCUCUGGUUGGCUUCUUUUUUGGGCCUUUGGAUACCUUUGAGGCCCCCCGCGUGAUAAGGUGCGUGUGUUAGAUCAUUGGUUUCAUUUGGUAAGAGGAAAUUUAGCAGAGUUGAGCAAUGGUACGGGGACAGUUUUGAAAGCCCUUGAGAAAGCAUCAGAGUUGCAGAUCGAAGUGUCAGGCGGCGAGGAACCCAUGCUGCAUCCGUACAGAAUGGAGGGGUACAUCAUCACACCCAAAGAAGAGAGUAGAGAGAGAGUAACCUGGACUGGCUGGAUGUCACAGACACCGUCUGUACAAAAAGAUUACUGGGCAGUUUUAACCAAAGAUCAAACAGAGGAAAUGUUUGAAUCAGAGAUGUAUCGACCACCAAUGGAGUAUCAGUAUGUCAUUGACGAGAGUCAGAAUGAUCACGCUUGGGAUUAUAAUACACAUCAUGUCCAUCCAGUGGAUUUCGAGAACCUGCCAGAGAGCCACUUCACAGAGCUACAGAGCGUACAGCCACUACAUGCAUCAAAUGUGCAUCGCUUCCCAGAAGUUGAGUCGGGCCAUUUUAUCGACCCAGGCCUGACCGGGCAUCACCUCACUCUGCCCCCUCCACAGAUGACAUACUUGCCACGGCCAUCUGUGUGUUACCCUCACAGUGUACAGCCGUCUCCUCUCCAGCGCAGCUCGGAUGAUGAUGACCCCGGCAGUCGCAGUCCUCCGUUAGAGGUGUCAGAUGAGGAGUGUAUGAGAGACCACAUUACAUCAACAACAGGAGGUGAGCAUGGUAAGGACAAAAGCUAA